Messenger RNA from Varanus komodoensis (Komodo dragon), 2152 nucleotides. It is a transcript of the gene SIDT1, whose product is annotated as SID1 transmembrane family member 1. The transcript is spliced from 19 exons. The coding region runs from base 4 to 1860 and encodes 618 amino acids. The record is from RefSeq and is a predicted model, not a curated record. Lineage: Eukaryota; Metazoa; Chordata; Lepidosauria; Squamata; Varanidae. Gene Ontology annotation, cellular component: membrane.
CUGAUGCAGAAAAAGGACUUCCCAAGCAAGCAGUUCUUUAUUGUAUUUGUUAUAAAGCCAGAGGACUAUGCCUGUGGGGGUUCGAUGCCAGCCUCGGUUCAAGGAACAGCUAACAGCACAUUGCUCCACAAGCGAAUCAAGACGUUUGAAGUGACAGUUACACCUUCAGUUAAAGGUUCCUGGCAGUAUUUCUGGGUCUUCACAGGAUCAGCCUCAGACAGAUCAGUCAGCUCUGCACAGAUCCGUUCUCUUAAGAUUAGGACCCAUUCUCUUCCCUCAGGUUCUGUUUACGUGCGUGCCAUCCUUUUCAGCUUUCUGAGCUUCUUCUCAUUUUAUCUGGUUGCACUGCUGGUGGCAUUUGUGCAGUGUAUCAGGAGUCAUAGGAAGACUUCAGCUGGAGGACACAGUCCCAAUGAUGGAUUUGGAACUGUGGCUGCCUCUCAUCCUAUCACUGCCAGCACCCCAGAGGGAAGCAGCUACGGAGCUAUUGAUGAGUCAAGCUCCAGCGGAGGCCAGCAGUUAUCAUCUCUGGAGCACAGGCCACCUUGCGGCUCUGAAACAGACAGCUCUGUGGAAGAAGAAAGUGACUUUGAUACCAUGCCUGAGAUUGAAAGUGACAAGAACGUCAUCCGCACCAAGAUGUUCCUCUAUCUGUCUGAUUUGUCCAGGAAGGACCGGAGAAUUGUCAGCAAAAAGUAUAAAAUCUAUUUUUGGAAUAUCAUCACGAUUGCUGUCUUCUAUGCUCUCCCUGUGGUCCAGCUGGUGAUUACGUACCAAACGGUGGUGAAUGUGACUGGGAAUCAGGACAUCUGCUAUUAUAACUUCCUUUGUGCUCAUCCACUGGGGGUCCUAAGUGCUUUUAACAAUAUCCUCAGCAACGUGGGCCAUUUGCUGCUGGGCUUCCUGUUCCUGCUGAUUGUAUUGCGUCGAGACAUUCUCCACAGACGCUCCUUGGAAACCAAAGACAUCUACGUAACGGAAUAUGGGAUCCCUAAGCACUUUGGUCUCUUCUAUGCCAUGGGCAUUGCUUUGAUGAUGGAAGGUGUCCUCAGUGCUUGUUAUCAUGUCUGCCCCAACUACUCUAAUUUCCAGUUUGACACGUCCUUCAUGUACAUGAUUGCAGGGCUGUGCAUGCUAAAGUUGUACCAGACUCGCCAUCCUGACAUCAACGCUAGUGCCUACUCUGCCUACGCAUCUUUUGCAGUGGUCAUUUGCCUCGCUGUCCUUGGAGUGGUUUUUGGAAAAAAUGCUUUGUGGUUUUGGAUCUUCUUUUCAGUCAUCCAUAUUGUGGCCUCACUUGGCCUCAGUACGCAGAUCUACUACAUGGGUCGUUUCAAGAUAGACCUGGGGAUUUUCCGACGUGCCAUUAUGGUGCUGUACACAGAUUGCAUCCAGCAGUGCAGCCGACCGAUGUACAUGGACAGAAUGAUCCUGCUUGUUGUUGGGAACCUUGUGAACUGGUCUUUUGCCAUUUUCGGACUGGUUUAUCGACCUAAGGACUUUGCCUCAUACAUGCUGGGCAUCUUUAUCUGUAAUCUUCUGCUGUAUCUUGCCUUUUACGUUAUUAUGAAGCUCCGGAACGCAGAGAGGCUCUUGCCCAUCCCCCUGUUCUGUAUCGUGGCCACAGCUGUGGUUUGGGCUGCAGCCCUUUAUUUCUUUUUUCAAAACCUUAGCAGCUGGGAGGAAACUCCAGCAGAAUCCCGGGAGAAAAACCGCCCAUGUAUACUUCUGGAAUUCUUUGAUGACCAUGAUGUUUGGCACUUCCUUUCAGCAGCUGCCUUGUUCUUCUCCUUCUUGGUCUUACUCACGCUGGAUGAUGACUUGGACUCUGUGCGGAGAGACAAGAUACUGGUCUUCUGAGCAAGAAUAGCAAUGAAGCAGCACACAGAAACACUGUCCCAUCAGCCAGAACCAGAACACAGAAACCUGCUUAAUUGAUGGGUGUAUCUGUAAGGCUUUUCCUUGUCACUGGGUGGCUCAGAGGGGCAAAGAAAUUUAUGCAUCUACCCUUCAGGUCUUUUCCAGAAGACAUACGCAUUUUUAAAGUUCCCAAUAUAUUAUUUUGUUCUCAGUUUGUGACGUUUCUUCCAGAUGCACACUGAUUUUUUAAAAUAGUUCUUUUAACUGUUUGAACUAUCAACAUUAGAUUGAC